Messenger RNA from Cucurbita moschata (crookneck pumpkin), 3043 nucleotides. RefSeq names its product ATP-dependent zinc metalloprotease FTSH 11, chloroplastic/mitochondrial-like. Gene Ontology annotation, biological process: proteolysis. NCBI's taxonomy places the organism in Eukaryota, Viridiplantae, Streptophyta, Magnoliopsida, Cucurbitales, Cucurbitaceae. The transcript is spliced from 17 exons. Gene Ontology annotation, molecular function: ATP binding; metalloendopeptidase activity; ATP-dependent peptidase activity. The record is from RefSeq and is a predicted model, not a curated record. Gene Ontology annotation, cellular component: chloroplast thylakoid; membrane. Bases 128 to 2689 code for a protein of 853 amino acids.
AGGAGAGGUCUGCAAAUCCAAAUAUUGUUAUUUUAGGAUAAGGCCGCCUUCUCCCUCGCCCUCGCCCUCUCCUUUUUCCUUUGCUCUCUUUUCACUCUUCAUUUUCGAAUUUGGAGCUUCAACCAUAAUGGUCAAUCUUCAAGCUUCCUUGUUCUGCAAUCCUUCACUCUAUCCUCCUCUUUCCCUUCUUUCUGCUUCUUCUUCUUCUUCUUCUUCUUCUUCUUCUUCUUCUUCUUCUUCUUCUUCUUCUUCUUCAAGCCAAAGGGUUCACUUGUCGCUGUCUCUUCCUUGUCCUUCCAUUUCUUGCACCCCCUUUUGGGGUUGUGGGUUUCGAUUUGGGCGUCGUUCUUCUUCUUCUCUUCCCUGUACAUUGCACCCUGAGUAUGGGAAUUACAAUUCAGAAUCAAUUUCUUCUUCCGGUGGUGGCAAUAUGGGUUCUGGUCCUCAAGAUUUCAAUAUUGGUGGGUUUGGCGAUCAGGGUGCGGAUUUUGAUGGGAGUAGGAUGGAGGGUAGUAGUGAGAGUUCGGAGAUUCUGAUGAACAUUGAGGGUGGGGUGAUGGCCACUGAUGAAAAUGCUGAGACAGUGUUGGAUAGUCCUGGAAGUGUGGAAUUGGAGGGAUUUGAGAGUGGAAUUCAGUCUGAGAAAGAGGAGAAGUGGAAGAGGUUGCCGUUUGUGGUGUUCUUGAUGGGAUUGUGGGCAGCAACGAGAAGGAAAUUUCAGAAGGUGAUUGAAAUUGUAAUGGAUUGGUAUAGUUGGUGGCCGUUUUGGCGGCAGGAGAAGCGUUUGGAGCGGUUAACUGCUGAGGCUGAUGCGAAUCCGAAGGAUGCGGCCAAGCAGAGUGCUCUAUUAGCCGAGCUGAAUAAGCAGAGUCCUGAGUCUGUCAUUAGGCGUUUUGAGCAAAGGGAUCAUGCUGUAGACAGUAGAGGAGUAGUGGAGUAUCUUCGAGCUCUUGUUGUCACCAACGAAAUUUCUGAGUAUCUUCCAGAUUCUGAAAGUGGAAGGCCAUCAACUCUUCCUACAUUGCUACAAGAGUUGAAGCAGCGUGCUUCAGGAAACGUGGACGAGCCCUUUGUGAACCCUGGCAUCUCUGAGAAACAACCAUUGCAUGUAGUAAUGGUUGGCCCUAAAGUACCCAACAAGUCUCGUUUUGUACAAGAACUUAUCUCCACUAUACUUUUCACUGUUGCUGUUGGAUUAGUAUGGUUUAUGGGUGCUAGCGCACUUCAAAAAUACAUAGGGAGUUUAGGUGGCAUAGGAGCCUCAGGCGUUGGUUCAAGUUCUUCAUAUGCCCCAAAGGAGUUAAAUAAAGAAGUUAUGCCAGAGAAGAAUGUCAAGACAUUUAAGGAUGUUAAAGGUUGUGAUGAUGCAAAGCAAGAGCUGGAAGAAGUGGUGGAGUAUCUGAAAAACCCUUCCAAGUUUACCCGGCUUGGAGGAAAGUUGCCGAAGGGAAUUCUCUUAACAGGCGCCCCGGGAACUGGAAAAACUUUACUUGCUAAGGCCAUUGCUGGUGAAGCUGGAGUACCAUUUUUCUAUAAAGCAGGAUCCGAGUUUGAAGAAAUGUUUGUUGGUGUCGGUGCUCGGCGUGUAAGAUCAUUAUUUCAAACAGCCAAGAAAAAGGCUCCUUGCAUCAUUUUUAUCGACGAAAUCGAUGCUGUUGGGUCCACUCGAAAACAGUGGGAAGGCCACACGAAGAAGACAUUGCAUCAACUGCUUGUUGAAAUGGAUGGCUUUGAGCAGAAUGAGGGCAUCAUAUUGAUGGCUGCUACAAACUUACCAGAUAUUCUUGAUCCAGCUUUGACAAGGCCCGGUAGAUUUGACAGGCAUAUCGUUGUCCCAAACCCUGAUGUACGGGGUCGCCAAGAGAUUCUAGAGCUCUACUUACAAGACAAACCAUUGGAUGAAGAUAUAGAUGUGAAAGCAAUUGCUCGGGGCACGCCGGGAUUUAACGGGGCAGAUCUUGCAAAUUUGGUUAACAUUGCAGCCAUUAAAGCUGCUGUUGAAGGUGCAGAGAAGUUGAACUCUUCACAGUUGGAGUUCGCAAAAGAUAGAAUAGUUAUGGGUACUGAGAGAAAAACAAUGUUUUUAUCAGAGGAGUCGAAGAAGCUCACUGCCUAUCAUGAGAGUGGUCAUGCGAUCGUUGCAUUUAACACCGAGGGUGCGCUCCCGAUUCAUAAGGCCACAAUCAUGCCUCGUGGGUCUGCUCUAGGAAUGGUCACACAACUUCCUUCAAGCGACGAGACAUCUAUUAGCAAGAAGCAACUAUUAGCACGACUCGACGUUUGUAUGGGAGGAAGAGUUGCAGAGGAACUCAUAUUUGGGCAGGACAAUGUCACCACUGGAGCAAGCAGUGAUCUUCACACAGCUACAGAGCUUGCCCAAUAUAUGGUAUCGAAUUGUGGGAUGAGCGAUUCAAUUGGACCGGUUCAUAUCAAAGAACGUCCAAGUUCGGAAAUGCAAUCCCGAAUCGAUGCAGAAGUGGUUAAACUCCUAAGAGAUGCAUACGAUCGCGUGAAAGCCCUCUUAAAAAAGCAUGAAAAGGCAUUACAUGCACUGUCAAGUGCUCUGUUAGAAUAUGAGACACUCAAUGCUGAAGAAAUAAAGAGGAUUCUACUUCCUUAUCGAGAAGGUGGACAGCUGCCAGAUCAACAGGUAGAAGUAGAAGAACAAGGGGAUCUUGUGUUGGCUUGAGUUCUCUGACGUUUGCAUCGGUCUCCAUUGUCAUCUCUGUAAAGUACCUGAAACAACCGUGAAAGAAAAAUAUUUAUUCUGAUACAUAAUGGUGGGGUUAUAGGCAGUAAUUGUAGGAUCCUAGCAUCUUCUUUAGGCAUAUUAUUGUGUAUUAUACCACUUUCCACAAGUGGGGUGAAUUUUUGGCACACAGCAAUCAGUCCCUUAACAUUUUUUCUUUUUCACGCAAGUUAUUUAUAAUUGUGACAAUGGAAGAACGCAUUUGUAAUCUGUGACAUUUUUUUUUCUUUCUGAUGACGUUACGUGUAAUUUCUUUAUGUUUAAUGUUACUGUUGGUGAAUAAAAACUAUUCUU